ACCUGUGUGUACUGUUGCCAGGCAACGCGGACAGAAAUCAGACGUGAAGCUCGAGCGCCACAGGUCGCUGAAAGUCUCCGUUGUCUUGGCACCGGGUCCGACAUUUGCUGUGGAGCAUGGCGGCCAACGAGAAACGGGAUCUGGUCCAUCAAAACGCAAUUCACGUCGAGACGAUCCGGAAAGAAGAACGGUGCCAGAAGCUGCACACGGAGUUCAGCAUCAAUCCACACAGGAAACUGCACGUGCUGCCUGACAAACCCAUGUCUAAGAAACCGACGGAAGCCAUUGCAGAAAACUCCGACUUCCUGGGAGUCUUCCAUAAGGCGCGUCAGGAACCCACCAAGAAAUACCGGAUGCCACAGACGGAGAGUCAGGAGAUCGGAUGGGUGUCCACUCCACUGAUCUCGAAUCGCAACGACGACAGAUUAAACUUUUUCAGAUCCAGCACAGACGUCACCAAAUACAAAGAAUCUGCCCUGCGGUCAUCGAGUUAGACCGUGAAAAAGUGAAAGAAAACCUCCAUAACGUGAACAUGUAGUUCAUAUUUACUCGUUUUUCAUAUAAACAAGUGUCUGCACCAACAGACGUC
Messenger RNA from Betta splendens (Siamese fighting fish), 589 nucleotides. It is a transcript of the gene cfap144, whose product is annotated as cilia and flagella associated protein 144. Gene Ontology annotation, cellular component: ciliary base. Bases 117 to 494 code for a protein of 125 amino acids. Lineage: Eukaryota; Metazoa; Chordata; Actinopteri; Anabantiformes; Osphronemidae. The record is from RefSeq and is a predicted model, not a curated record. The transcript has 4 exons.